UUACCAUGCGUCAUGACGUCACGCGGAAGUAAUUCAACCAAGAUGGCAGCGUCCUUGACACAGGCAUGUUUUGGUUACAGUCGAGUGUCAAACAUCCUCAACAGUUGCAAAUGUACGGGCUGCACAACUGACAAGAGAAGGUUUUGAGAGCGGAGCAUGGAGAGACGAGAGUUUGUCGCGUCUCUGGUGGCAGGGGGCAGUGCAGGGAUGUGUGUGGAUCUGACCCUCUUUCCCCUGGACACCAUUAAGACAAGACUGCAGAGUCAGCAGGGCUUCUACAAGGCAGGGGGCUUCAGGGGCAUCUAUGCUGGAGUCCCGUCUGCUGCUGUCGGCUCCUUCCCAAAUGCCGCUGCUUUCUUUGUCACCUAUGAAUGCACAAAGUCCCUGCUCGGUGCUGGUGAAGUGCUAGCAGCACCACACGUGGCACCUGUCACUCACAUGCUGGCCGCCUCCCUGGGAGAAAUAGUGGCAUGUCUAAUCCGGGUGCCCACAGAGGUGGUCAAACAGAGGACCCAGGCUUCACCCUCAUCCACCACCUACCAAAUGCUGCUGGCUACACUCAGAGAAGAGGGUGUCCGGGGCUUGUACAGAGGAUACAGGAGUACGGUUCUCAGAGAGAUCCCGUUCUCGCUGGUGCAGUUUCCACUUUGGGAAUAUUUAAAGACUCUGUGGUCAUGGAGGCAAGGUCACACGCUCUACUCUUGGCAGGCUGCAGUGUGCGGAGCUUUUGCAGGUGCAGUAGCUGCAUUUGUUACCACUCCUCUUGACGUGGCGAAGACCAGAAUCAUGCUUGCAAAGGCCGGGUCCACCACAGCGAACGGCAAUAUCCCGCUGGUGCUCUAUGAUGUGUGGAAGAGCCGAGGCCUUUCAGGUCUGUUUGCGGGCAGCAUACCAAGGAUAACCUUCAUCAGUGUGGGUGGUUUCAUCUUCCUGGGAGCCUACGAGAAGGUCCGCCGCUCUUUGCUGUAGCAGCUCGUCCUCUGUGACUGUCCUGUGUCCUGAGCCCUGGUGGAUUAGCAGCGGGGGAAGCAUCUCUGGAAGUAGCACCCUCGUCCCUUGGAGGCCCCCUGCGCCUCCAUGCUGCUGGGCCCCGAGAAGCAAGGAACACCUCUUGCCAGUCCACUGGCCUGAUCGCAUUGCCUGGGGUGCUGCAUUCCUGCUCAUCAGUGCCCAGAGCUUCUUUAACAGCACCAGCAGUUUGGUGAAGUGGAGCCACACCCUGUCACACAAAGCUAGCAAUGAAGCAUCUUUACUUUUCAACAGUCUUGUAUAAAGUACUUGAAAGCAGUGUGUGUGUGUGUGUGUGUGUGUGUGUGUGUGAGAGAAUCAAUGAGUUAUGGUAUUAAAGACUGACCUCUUGGAGUUGAGGUUUGGUCAUUUGUUCCCCUGUAGGCUGUCCUGUAAAGCUCCCUCUACGUGGUUUCAUGAUCAUUUUAGUGUUUUUUCCAUAUUUUUCUCUCUGCUAAGCCAGGCCACCUGUGUUAAAGACCCACCAGGGGAGAUACUCAGUAAUAUCUCACCAUUGUUACAUUCCCGCUGGAGCACAACUGAGCUCAUCCACCUGCAAGAGCUUUAAUAUUAUACUUAAGAUGCCUACAAUAGUAGAGCACUUUGUUAAUUUAACAAGGCUUUAGUUUUAUUAGGAGCCUCAAGUGUCCUGCACCAGCUUUUGUGUUUCAGUUUGGGCUAUGUAUCAUGUGUUUAUUGUGAAAUAUAUUUUUAUUAGGUUUUUAGCUUGAUUGGAUGGUUUGACAUGGGCGCUGUUGUCGAAGAGUCUGUAAGAAGUGACUUCUUAAUCUCAAGCCUGUGAAAGUGCAGGUUUAUCAAAGUUAGCUUGACAAAAAAAAAAAAAAAAAAAACUUUUGGUAUUCAACGGAGCAAUGGUGUUAUAAAGAGCUUUAUUACACGACUUUGUUGAAUACUCGAUUCUGAUUGGUCAAUUAGGGCAUUCUACGAUCUGUUAUUCAUUCAUAGCAGCGGCGUGCUAUGGACGCAGUUCUUAUCACAGACUGGAGGACCGUUUUUAAAUCAAAAAACAUUUUUAAUCAAGA
Messenger RNA from Sander lucioperca (pikeperch), 2051 nucleotides. RefSeq names its product solute carrier family 25 member 26 (gene slc25a26). Gene Ontology annotation, biological process: transmembrane transport. NCBI's taxonomy places the organism in Eukaryota, Metazoa, Chordata, Actinopteri, Perciformes, Percidae. Gene Ontology annotation, molecular function: S-adenosyl-L-methionine transmembrane transporter activity. The transcript is spliced from 10 exons. The coding region runs from base 157 to 969 and encodes 270 amino acids. The record is from RefSeq and is a predicted model, not a curated record. Gene Ontology annotation, cellular component: mitochondrial inner membrane.